Messenger RNA from Onychostruthus taczanowskii (white-rumped snowfinch), 1962 nucleotides. Its product is annotated as digestive cysteine proteinase 2-like. The record is from RefSeq and is a predicted model, not a curated record. Gene Ontology annotation, cellular component: lysosome. Gene Ontology annotation, biological process: immune response. Gene Ontology annotation, molecular function: cysteine-type endopeptidase activity. NCBI's taxonomy places the organism in Eukaryota, Metazoa, Chordata, Aves, Passeriformes, Passeridae.
AGGCACCACAUGAUGCCGGUUCCUCCCUCCUCGGGGAGGGCCCCGACUUCUGCAUUGGCUCCGCCGGGUUUCGCCGCCGCCGGCUCCAGCUUAAAGCUGCGAAGCCGGAGCCGGGCGGGCCGGGCGGCCAGGAUGGGUGUUCUCCGCUGCCUCGUGGCCUCCGCACUCUGCAUCGCCGUCCGGGGACAGGACCAUGGGCUCUCCCGCCCACCCCCUCAGUUCGGCUCCAUCUACCACGUCCGAGGGGUCAUUAAGCUGCCCUACGCCGAGAUCGAGGAGCCCUUUGAAGCCUGGUACAACCUGACGGGGAACAAGAGCCGCAUCCAGUACUACGGAGGGCAGGUGAUAACGUACCAGCUGGCAGCGGUGAAGCCCUAUGGCAUGAGGUACAAGAUCACGCCGGAGACGACCGAGAAGGAGGUGAACGCCAGGAAGUGCUUCCAGCUGCCCGGCUCCAAGGAGGACGUGGUCACGGCUCAGAGCGUCUUCCCCAGCAUGAGGGGCUUUAAGUUCCUGCGGGAGGAGUACUACGAGGGCCGGUACUGCGCCGUGUGGCAGAACGUCUCCCGCUGGGAGCAGAAGAAGAACGUCUACACGCUGUGGGUGACCAACUCCAGCUGCGGGGUGGCCCCCGUGCACUACGAGAUGCGGGGCUACAACAGCCUGCUGGGCUCCCACUACGACAAGUACGAAAUCGCCUACACUGACUUCGACAACAGCUUCCCGCCCUCUGUCUUCGACCUCCCCGCCAACGCCACCAAGUGCGGGGUGCUGCCGGGGAGCGUGGCGGAGCACCGCGUGCUGGCAAACCCCAUGGAGGACCUGGUGGGCCAGCAGCCGCCCUGGGCACACCGGGUGUUCCACGACUACCGCCGGCAGAUGGGGCGGCGCUACGGCUCCGCGCGGGAGCUGGAGCACAGGCAGAGCACCUUCGUGCACAACAUGAGGUUUGUGCACUCGCGGAACCGCGCCGCGCUGUCCUACACGCUGUCCCUGAACCACCUGGCCGACCGCACGCCGCAGGAGCUGGCAGCCCUGCGGGGCCGCCGGCGCAGCGGGACCCCCAACCGUGGGCUGCCCUUCCCCACCGAGCUCUACGCCGGCAUCAUCCUGCCCGAGAGCCUGGACUGGCGCAUGUACGGCGCUGUCACCCCCGUGAAGGAUCAGGCUGUCUGUGGGUCGUGCUGGAGCUUUGCUACAACGGGAGCCAUGGAAGGUGCCCUCUUCCUCAAGACCGGCGUGCUGACCCCCCUGUCCCAGCAAGUCCUCAUUGACUGCUCCUGGGGCUUUGGGAACUACGCCUGCGACGGGGGCGAGGAGUGGCGGGCGUACGAGUGGAUCAAAAAGCACGGGGGCAUUGCCAGCACCGAGUCCUACGGCACCUACAAGGGGCAGAAUGGCUUGUGCCACUACAACCAGUCCGAGAUGCUGGCCAAGAUCACGGGCUACGUCAACGUCACCUCGGGCAACGUCACGGCGGUCAAAGCUGCCAUCUACAAGCACGGCCCCGUGGCCGUCAGCAUCGACGCCUCGCACAAGAGCUUCUCCUUCUACUCCAACGGCGUCUACUACGAGCCCAAGUGCGACAACACGCCGGGGUCGCUGGACCACGCCGUGCUGGCCGUGGGCUACGGGGUCCUGCAGGGAGAGACCUACUGGCUCAUCAAGAACUCCUGGUCCACAUACUGGGGCAACGACGGCUACAUCCUCAUGGCCAUGAAGGACAACAACUGUGGGGUGGCCACGGAGGCCACCUACCCCAUCCUGGCCUGAGCCACCUGGCUCUGCAGGGAGAGCCCUGCCGUUCUCAGCACUCAGCCCGGGACCAGGCCCUUCAGUGGGGCCAUCGGGAAGCUGGGGACACAGUGGGACAGCCCCAUUCAGUGCUGGACACAGGGCAGGACGGGGACUCAGCAUUGGGCUUGCCAAUAAAGACACUGGAAAAAUACUGGAUGGCUUUUC